Molecule: messenger RNA, 1809 nt
Organism: Oenanthe melanoleuca
Lineage: Eukaryota; Metazoa; Chordata; Aves; Passeriformes; Muscicapidae
Gene: LDLRAD1
Product: low density lipoprotein receptor class A domain containing 1
Exons: 6
Coding region: 55-672 (205 amino acids)
Molecular function (GO): protein binding
Source: RefSeq, a predicted model, not a curated record
AGCUCUGUGCUCAGGCACAGACAGCUCCCUGUGGUCCCUGCAGCUCUGGGAAGCAUGAACAAAACUCAUCCCCAGAGAAAUGGUGGUGUAGCUACUGGUUCAACAGAUUCCUUCUCUGGAAAUAGAGGCUGCUGCCAUCCCUGUGGUGCCCACACUGGCUGCACACAGAGACCCCUCUGCAUCUCUGCCGUGGCACUGCUCAUCCUGGGGGCUGCCCUGGCCUCGGGGCUGGCUCUGGCACUGCUGCCACGGGCACCAGUGAACCGCCUCUGCACAGCCCCUAAUAACAAGACAGGCUUCUUGUGUGAUGACAGAAUGACCUGUGUCCCAGCCAGCUGGGUCUGUGACAGGGUCAGCAACUGCAGGAAUGGAGAGGAUGAGCAGGAGCAGCUCUGUGGUGACUUGCCCCACAGCCUCCCAGGACACCUGAUUUUCUACUGCAGGAGCCCCAGGUCCUGGGUUUAUGCUGACCAGAGGUGUAAUGGGAUGAACGACUGCGGGGACUGCUCUGACGAGACAGGGAGCUUGGCUGCCUGCCCCCCAUGUGGGCAGGAGUGGUGGAGCUGCAGCCCUGUGCACUACGAGUUCUGCUCCUGCAUCCCCAGGAGGCUGUGCCGGGACGGCAUCCAGCACUGCCUGGGCUGGUCCGACGAGUUCCUCUGCACAGCCUGAAUCCUGGCACCCAUCCUGCUGGGGAGAGAGCAGGCUGCUCCCCACACGUCACCCUGCAGCCUCGGGGUCCUGCCCUGCCACCUGCUUGGGAUGAUCCAGCCCAAGCAAAUCCUCCCCAGCAGCGCAGUGACACCAAACAGGACCAGGGCUGUGUGGCAGCCCUUGGCUGGACACUGGCUGUGGCACAGCUGCCAGGUGAAGGUGACACUUCAGCACUGAUGCUGUGCUGGAGAUGCUUCACCAGCCACUGCUGGCACAGCCCUGGCCCAAGGGUUUCUCCUCUAUGGACAUACAGGCAGCCACCACAGGGACAUUGAGAACUGCCCCGAGGAGCAGGAGCUGAGUGAGGUGAGCCUCCAACACAUCUUCGCAGUCCUGAUCUUCACUGGCAGGAGGAGAAGCUUCUAUUUGUGUUCAAAACACGUCUGCAGAUGGUUUCAGCAAUGGCUUUGAGGGCUCUGUGUUGAUGCUCCUGGGAAUGAUGCUCCUGAUACUUCCUUGGGAAUGCUGUGCUGGGAUGACAGCGUGGGGAGCUGCUGCUCAGGCACCUCCUGCUCUCUUCUCAAACCAUGAAACCAACACAGAGAGUAAAAUGGCAUGGAAAACUAGAGAAGUUUCAGGGUUUUGGGGGAUAAAUCAUGUCACUGUGACAGAGUAGCUGUCCCUGACAAAAUAACCUGCUCUUCACUCAGCACUGUGCAGUUUUGCAGCAGCAGGUUGAGAACAGCCAUGGGGCUGGGAUAGAUCUCGCUGAAGUUGGCAAAGAAAGGAGGAAAGAGAAAUCUCAGCCUUGGUGCAGAGAGCAGCAGAAAAUCAAGUGCUGCUCCCAGGGUGGUGUGGGAUGACACUGGAUCUGUUUGCUGCCUGUUUUGUUCCUCUGCCAGCAAGGCAGGAUCAGGCAGCCAAGCCUUCAAAGCAGUCCUCAAGAUAUAGGUAUGGGCAUGACACUGAAAUUUAAGAAAGAUGAGGUUUCCUCUGCUCCUUUGAAAAUCUCAUCUGUGUCUAAAACAUUGAGGAAACCCCCCACAUUUACAGUGAGUACUCUUACUUUUCUGUGCCCAAAAUAAACAUGAUGUAAUCUUUUUUCCCAUUGCCAUCCUAGGUCGUAGAUAUUUAAAAAUAAACCCCUGUUCGCUC